Messenger RNA from Caenorhabditis bovis, 1803 nucleotides. The record is from the annotation of a GenBank genome assembly. Lineage: Eukaryota; Metazoa; Nematoda; Chromadorea; Rhabditida; Rhabditidae.
AUGAUCAUCAAUGGAGCGAAAUUGCAAUGCUGCUGUAGCUUGACUCCGCCCAUCGACUAUAAAAGGGGAGCUAAAUAUCCACUUCUCACAAAGUUGAACAUGGAUCCGCGCCGUUCUCAGCAAGAUCAAAACCCACCGGCACACGACCAAGAAAGAUCCCGUUCACCCAGCCCCGAAAAUGCGGAUACGUUCAGUAUCUUGUCUGGAAGAGUUCGACAGCCAAUACAUCCUCAGAAUCCCGCCCCAGCUGCCAACUCGGCAACAGUAUUUCCUAGUUCAGUGACAAUGACUAGAGGCUCAAGACCGGUGGAAGACUUUCAGAAUUUCCAAUUAAGACCUUCCUUUUCCCAUGAGUCAACGAGAAUCCCUUCUCCAACCACAAUGACACCCACUAGAGCCACGGAGUCGACCAGCCAACUCCGCCAGCCGGUGUCAGCCACUACCAUUUCCUACCGUACAACUACUCAAACAACUCCGAUGGCAGAGAUGGAUUCACUUGUUGAAAAAAUUCACAGCUUGGUGCCUAUUGAAGAGCCAGCUCCGUCGCACUUGGGAAGAAGAAGAUCUCCAACUCCAUCUGAAAUGUCGACGGCAACUACAACUUUUCGAGUGGCUCCAGGAAGCACUUCGAUGGAUUCCGUAUCGACUCAUCAGCGAGUGAACAUGGCCCUCGACGUACCGCCAUCUUCUGUGCUCCCACAAGUGCAAACCAUGGUGUUGCCGAAUGAUAGCCUCACUGGAGCCGCCGUUGUCAUUCCUCCGCAGCCAGUUCCCAACUCGCUAAGAGAAGCGCCGGAAAACCGUCGGUCGUCGACACCAAAUCGCGGUGGAGCCAAUGAACCACGAAGAAGAAAGCGACAAAGCUUUUUCAAGCGUUUCCGCCGCUCUUCCUCGCUCGCUCCAAACCAGCCACAAAACAACUCUCCUGAGCCACACCGCGUUCGUGCCGAAUCCGACGCACCACACUUCUUGAAAGAAGCGGCAAAGCGCGUUAGCAAUUUGUUCCGCCGACAAUCGACAAAAAUGGAGCAAGCACCGACGUCAUCUCAAGCUAAUGUUCCAACACCGAUGGACGAUGGAAAUGCUCACGAAAGCGGCCCUAAUAUGGCUUCCCCAGUGUUGCAAAAGAGAAAAAGCAUUCCUCGAGCGGCCAAGGACAAGGCAAAUGAAGCCCUGAAAACAAGAAAGUCGAAUCCGACAUUUCCCCAACAGGAGCCAUCCACAUCUGCACAGGCUCAGAAAACGCCAAAACGCGGAAGAAAUUCCAAUGACGACGAGAAGAAUGCUAAGAGAAAAAAGGAGGGACAGAUGUCCGAUAGAUCUCCAUCUCCACCGGUCAACCACCGCGAAAUGACUCUAGCAGAGAAGCGCAGGGUCCACUUGCACUUCCUCCGCUUGCGAGUCAAUGCUGAAGUCGAUGAGGUCCAACAAUUCUUACACUCCGUUUUUAAUGGCGAGGAAGAAUCUGUUCUCAUCGAUCCGUUACUUUCCAAACCCUACUUCUUCUUUUCUCUCAUUACCGACGUCGAUGCCACCAUUAUUCCAGCCGGUACCACUUUUAAUUUCGAUGGUGUCUCGAGGCUUCUCGAGAUUCGUGCUCGUAACGUCGAACUCACUAGACCAUAUUUAAUUGUUGCUGAAAACGACGUUUGGGUUAAUGCUAUUCAUUUGGUGUCGGGCUCAGUUAUUUAUUUUUCUGUUUACCUUCUUUAUUUAAACUAUCCCAACUAUGUUGUUGAAGAGGAAUUCAUGGAAAACCUUGUUGAGAGUGUCGUCCAUUCUCUGGACAGACGAAAUCAGUAA